Messenger RNA from Malassezia japonica, 2643 nucleotides. RefSeq lists its product as uncharacterized. Gene Ontology annotation, cellular component: mRNA cleavage and polyadenylation specificity factor complex. The coding region runs from base 1 to 2643 and encodes 880 amino acids. The record is from RefSeq and is a predicted model, not a curated record. Gene Ontology annotation, molecular function: RNA binding. Gene Ontology annotation, biological process: mRNA 3'-end processing by stem-loop binding and cleavage. NCBI's taxonomy places the organism in Eukaryota, Fungi, Basidiomycota, Malasseziomycetes, Malasseziales, Malasseziaceae. The transcript has a single exon.
AUGCUGGAAUUUACGCCGCUCGCCGGUCCGUACUGCAGUACGGACGCAAAAGGCAAGGGGCGUGAAGUAAGCAGCACCGAGCAGCCCAAGGCGGUCUCGUACCUGGUCGAGAUCGAUGGGUGCCGCGUCCUGCUUGACUGCGGCGCCCCCGAAGACUUUGUUUUCGCCGACCACGGCGCGGUGCCGGGCGAUCCCGAAAGCACGCCGCGCCCCGAGCUGGUCGGCACGCUGCCGCAGAUCCUCGAGCGUAUCGGCCCGACCAUUGAUGUCGUGCUGCUGACGCAUGCCGAGCUCUCGCACCUCGGCUUUUACGCAUACGCUCGUGCGCACUACGGACUCCAGUGCACCGUCUAUGCGACGCUCCCUGUACAGACCAUGGGCCGCCUCGUGAUGCAAGAGGCCGUGCGUGCGUGGGCCGCAGAGACGGAAAUCGGCACGUCGGCGCGCCUGCUCCCGACCGAGACCGAGGUCGACGACGCGUUCGAUGCGGUGCGCACGCUCCGCUUCCUGCAGCCGACGCCGCUGGACGGCAAGUCGGCCGGUCUUGUGCUCACCGCGUACAAUGCGGGACACUCGCUCGGCGGCACGGUGUGGAAGCUGCGGUCGCCCUCGAUCGGUACCGUGGUCAUGGCCCUGGACUGGAACCACAGCCGCGAGCGGCACUUGGACCGCACUGCGCUGCUGCCUACGGCGAAUACCCCCUUUAUGGAAAAGACGCAGGUCGACUCUGUGGGCCGCGCGGACGUGCUCAUUACCGAUAUCGAGCGCGGGCUCUAUACCAAUGCCGGCCGAAAAGACCGCGACGCGGCGCUGCUCGACCGCAUCCACCAGACGCUGCAAGGCGGCCAUUCCGUGCUGAUCCCGGUGGACAGCGCGGCGCGUCUGCUGGAGCUGCUUGUGCUCCUCGACCAGCACUGGGCGUACGCGUACCAGCACCAGCGCUUCCCCCUGUGCCUCGUGAGCCAUACCGGGCAGGAGUUUGUCGAGCGCGCGCGCACGUUUAUCGAGUGGAUGUCGCGCGAGUGGGCCGCGCAGAUGCUCAGCGACGACAGCGGCAAAGGGCGGCGGCGGAACAAGCAGUCGGCGGCGCUCAAGUCGCCGCUCGACUUUCCGUUUCUGCGCUACUUUUCGACCGUCGAAGAGAUGCACAGCGCCGUGACGCCGUCGCAGCCCAAGGUCGUGCUUGCGACGCCCGCCUCGCUGACGCACGGCCCUGCGCGCCAGCUGCUCUCCCACUUUCUCAGCGAUCCCGACAGCCUUGUGCUGCUCAUGUCGCGCGGCGAGCCCGGGAGCGUGCUGCGCACGCUGUGGGAACGCUGGAACGGUUUCCAGGCGGACGCGGACGCGUGGCGCCGCGGCAAGGUCGGCGUGCCCGCGUCGAUCGGGGGCCAGGUCUCGUACGAGCUGCGCCGCCGCCUGCGCCUGACCGGCGAGGAGCUGCGUGCGCACCUCGAGCGUGAGCAGCAGUCGAAGGAAAAAGAGGCGCAAGAGGCGCAGGCGCGUGCGCCGCAGCGUGCGCGCCCCCAGCUCGAGGCCGACGAGGACGGGGACGCGAGCAGCGCGAGCGACUCGAGCGACGAGGACGAGCCGCUGAAUGCGGACCGCGACGCGCACCGCCUGCUCAUGUCGACGCGCGACAUUGCGCCGGAGCGCCUCGCAGCCGCCGAAGGGCACCAGGAGCUCUCGUACGACAUCUACCUGCGCGGCCUCGCGAGCCGUGCGCCGGCGUUCCCCAGCGCGGAAGAUGCCGACUCGUACGGCGCCGGCGUGCACUACCGCAUGUUUCCGUUUGUCGAGCGCAAGCGCAAGGUCGACGGGUACGGCGAGGCGAUCGACACGAGCAAGUGGCUGAGCCGGCGUCGGCGCCUCGAGGAAGAACAGGAGGACCAGCUCGACCCCACGCGCCACGUCCCCCGCGACGAGCAAAAGCGCGUGGCGCAGCCCGAGCCCCCGUCCAAGUACGUGGCCGAGCAGCUGAGCGUUGCGGUGCGGUGCCAUGUGAUGUUUGUCGACAUGCAAGGCCUGAACGACGGCCGUGCGCUCAAGAUGCUGCUGCCUCAGCUGCAGCCGCGGCGCCUGAUUAUGGUGAAUGGCGAUGCGGCGACGAAUGCGGAUCUCUAUGGGAUGCUCUAUGCGGUCAAAGGCAUGUCGCGCGAGCUGUACAUGCCGCCGAUCGGCACUACCGUGCGCAUCGGCGAGCUGAUGCACGCGUACAGCGUCAAGCUCGCCGAUACGCUCCUCGGCCCGUCGCACUGGAGCAUGAUUGAAGACUACAAUGUGAUGCCUAUCCGUGCCCUCGCCGAGUUUGCGUCGGAUGCCGACGUGCCUACGCUCGUGCGCGACGAGCCCGCCCAGGAGAGCGGCGCCGCGGCGCCCACCACACUGUACAUUGGCGACCUGAAACUAUCGGCGCUCAAGGCGCACCUCGCGCGCGAGCACCGUAUCCGCGCCGACUUUGCGGGCGAGGGCGUGCUCGUUUGCGACGGCGCGCCGACCACCGGGCGCAAGCAGCCCGAAAAUAACCGCAGCGUCACGGUCAAGAAGGAGGGCGCAGGGCGUAUUGUGAUCGAGGGCAACCUGUCCUCGGGGCUAGGGCGUAUCCGUGAGUCUGUCUAUGACCUCUAUGCGCAAGUACACCAGUAG